This is a messenger RNA of Fopius arisanus, 1283 nucleotides long. RefSeq names its product calmodulin. The record is from RefSeq and is a predicted model, not a curated record. Gene Ontology annotation, molecular function: calcium ion binding; enzyme regulator activity. The coding region runs from base 594 to 1043 and encodes 149 amino acids. Lineage: Eukaryota; Metazoa; Arthropoda; Insecta; Hymenoptera; Braconidae. The transcript is spliced from 4 exons.
GGAGUCCUCCAUUGCUGUUCUGAGUGCGUUUCCCGUCGGCCGGAUAUAACGACUGAAAAAAAAAAAAAAGCGAAAGAAACGAGAAAAAAAAGAUAAAGAACAAAAUUUUAGCCAUCAGUUCGGUUAUUUUUCUUCAUUUCAUUUGUUAAGUAAAUAGAAAAAUAUAAUAAAACACUGAUAUUAAUAUCAAUACAGUUAAUAUCGAUGUUAGUAAUACCGUUUUAGCAACGACGUAUUACACGAUUUUUAUUUGCCGUUCAAGCGCUUUCGCCGACGUUUGACGAUUGAUAUCGAAGAAGAAAAAAAGCCGACGGAUUUUUCACGUCUAUCGGUUUGUAGUAUCGUCGAUAUUAAAUAAUAUUGUCAAUUGCUGAGCUGCUUUGAGAGGACGUAUCGAACUUCUUGGGAGAUAUUUUCAUCUGAUUGUCGUCAGAAGAGGGAGUUUCCUUGGAAUUAUCAUUUUUCGGUGGAUUUAAAGUGGUAAACUUGAUUCGGAGUCCUACCUGAUCAGCCCCCUUGACGCCCCACCUCAGCUUUCCGAGAAAGAACAACCCGUGGGUUUUCAGUAGGAGAAUAACUAUUGUAAAGCCAAAAUGGCUGAUCAACUGACAGAAGAACAAAUUGCCGAGUUCAAAGAAGCAUUUUCGCUCUUUGAUAAAGACGGUGAUGGCACCAUCACAACCAAAGAGUUGGGAACUGUGAUGCGUUCACUUGGUCAAAAUCCAACAGAGGCUGAGUUGCAGGAUAUGAUUAAUGAAGUAGAUGCUGAUGGCAAUGGAACCAUCGAUUUCCCUGAAUUCCUGACAAUGAUGGCACGCAAAAUGAAGGAUACCGACAGUGAGGAGGAAAUCAGAGAGGCAUUCAGGGUGUUCGAUAAAGAUGGCAAUGGUUUUAUAUCAGCAGCAGAGCUCAGACACGUUAUGACAAAUUUGGGGGAGAAACUUACCGAUGAGGAGGUAGAUGAGAUGAUUCGAGAGGCUGAUAUCGAUGGAGAUGGCCAAGUUAAUUAUGAAGAAUUUGUCACAAUGAUGACAUCAAAGUGAAUACAACCUGUGUGCUGGGAAAACUCGCGACUUGGAGUGGUGUUGACGUACUAAAAAAAAUUCAAAUAAACAACACAAAAAGUGAAUUUACGAAAUCAACCUUGUACCAGGAUGUAAAGAAGUCUAAAAAAAAAAAGGAAACAAAAAAAAAAUAAUUGAGAGCCCUUAUUACUUAUCAAGAGGACAGCAGACCUGGUGAUAUUUAAUUAUUUGUUUUAUUUCCUUUUUUCAAUUGAAAAA